Molecule: messenger RNA, 1883 nt
Organism: Hordeum vulgare subsp. vulgare (domesticated barley)
Lineage: Eukaryota; Viridiplantae; Streptophyta; Magnoliopsida; Poales; Poaceae
Product: beta-1,3-galactosyltransferase GALT1-like
Exons: 9
Coding region: 1-1710 (569 amino acids)
Cellular component (GO): Golgi membrane
Molecular function (GO): galactosyltransferase activity
Source: RefSeq, a predicted model, not a curated record
AUGGUCCGCUCCAUGGACGUGAUGGUCGGCCUCGUGGAGGAGCCCUACAAGGCGUCCGUCGCGAGGAAACGCCGUUGGACUCGGGCUGGCUCCGAUUUGCGGUUAACCCCAUGCUCAGAUCCGCCCCUCCCUCCCCUCCGUCCAGAUCUUCGACUAUUGCUGCAGGAGCGCAUGCAUAGAAGAAGAAAAGCAGAAAGAUGCAUAGAAGAAGAAAAACCAGGAGCGCAUGCACAGGCUGGUACAGUGGUGGUUGGCAUUCUUCCUAAUGUGGGCUGCAUCUCCUCUCACAACAACGACCAUUUAGAGCUCCUUAGAUGUGGGGAAAUGUUAGUACGAUGUGCAAUGUCAGAAGAUACCCAGAUCCUUAGCCCCGACCCACCCCUGAUUCGUUCCACCACUCCGGACCCGAUCGGAUCUAGCCGCCUCGCCCCUGCCUCAGCCCCGUCCCGAACACGCCAUCCAAAAACCCACGGCCGCCUCUCCUCAUCCUCACCGGCGUCGAGUGAUGGUGGUGCUCGGGCGGCCCAAGAGCGGGCGCGGCGUGGGCGGGGAUCCUCCUCUCCUGUUCCUCGCCGGCGUCGAGUGAUGGUGGUGCUCGAGCGGCCCAAGAAGAGGGCGCGGGGAUCCGCCUCUCCUCAUCCUCGCCGGCGUCGAGCGAUGGAGGUGCUCGGGCGGCCCAAGAACAAGGGCGCAGCGCGGGCGGGGAUCCGCCUCUCCUCUUUGUAUCAAGGAUAUCUUGCUAUAACAAUUCUUCGUGUUGGAGCAGAGGGGAUCCAUAUGAUUGUAGAUGGGAAACAUGUCACUUCCUAUGCAUUUCGAGAGGAUUUGGAGCCUGGGUUUGUUGGUGAAGUAAGGAUUGAAGGAGAUAUUAAAUUGUUGUCUGUGCUAGCAAGUGGCUUGGCUACAACAGAGGACUUUGAGCAUGUCACUGACUUGGAAAUAUUGAAGGCUCCACCUGUCCCUACGGAUAAAUCCAUUGAUAUUUUUAUUGGGAUAUUCUCUAUAGAAAAUAAUUUUAAACGCAGAAUGAUGGUUCGAAGAACCUGGAUGCAGUACGAUGCUGUCUGCUCAGGAAAAGUCGCAGUUCGGUUCUUUGUUGGCCUGCAUAAAAAUGAGGUGGUGAACGAGGAGCUCUGGAACGAAGGACGGACAUAUGGAGACAUCCAAUUGAUGCCAUUUGUUGAUUAUUACAGCUUGAUUCUUUGGAAGACCAUUGCUAUUUGCAUAUAUGGGACAAAUGUGCUUUCAGCCAAGUAUGUUAUGAAAACCGAUGAUGAUGCUUUUGUUCGUGUAGAUGAGAUACUUUUGUCCCUGCGUCAAGUAAAUAUCAGCCAUGGGCUGCUGUAUGGCCGCAUCAAUUCUGAUUCUCAGCCUCAUCGAGAUCCGUACAACAAGUGGUACAUAACUUCAGAGGAAUGGCCUGAAGAGAGCUAUUCCCCAUGGGCACAUGGACUAGGAUACAUUGUAUCUCAGGAUAUAGCAAAAGAAAUUUACAGAAGACACAAAAGAGGGGAGCUAAAGGUGUUCAAGCUGGAGGAUGUGGCGAUGGGAAUAUGGAUCAAUGAGAUGAAGAAGGAAGGCUUCGAUCUCACAUACCAGAACGAUGGAAGGAUCUUGGUGGAAGGCUGUGAGGAUGGGUAUGUGGUUGCCCACUACCAGGAGCCUAGGCAGAUGAUGUGCCUCUGGGACAAAUUCCAGAAAACAAAGUGAGGAACCUGUUGCAACGAGUAAGAGUAAACGAACUUCUGUAUUUUUCUAAUGGCCACCACUUGCUGACACCUACGAGCUCGAGAACAUCCAUGAAAGAGGAGCCAGAGAGCUUCUCGCUGAUGGUUUCUGAUUACAAUUGUCAGGCCACAAUAUUUUUUCUGACAUCGGCCAUU